Messenger RNA from Adelges cooleyi (spruce gall adelgid), 759 nucleotides. Its product is annotated as cysteine-rich DPF motif domain-containing protein 1. The transcript is spliced from 2 exons. Bases 285 to 722 code for a protein of 145 amino acids. NCBI's taxonomy places the organism in Eukaryota, Metazoa, Arthropoda, Insecta, Hemiptera, Adelgidae. The record is from RefSeq and is a predicted model, not a curated record.
ACAUAUAUAUAUAUUUAUUGGUUUACACAAUCAUUAAAACUUUAUAGUUUACACUUUACACAUAACACAAUGAAUUAGUUACAGGGACAUUAACACAUUUACUGACUGAUUUUUAUGCAACCCGCCCUAAAUUAAAUUAAUAACAUGUGUAUCAGUGAUUAUAUUAUUACUGUAGUGCUCAUUAGAGCCUAAUUUAUGAUUUAUGGUUAUUAUUUCAACUUAUGGGUGUAUACUCUGUAUAUGUAUUUCUAAUUUGACUUAUUAUAAAAACCCAGUUUUAAAUCAUGUCAGUCAAAGAAGAACACCCAUUACAUAUAGCUGUAGACAAUACACCAACACCUGAACCUAGUAUUAGUAAAUUACCUGAUACAGAAGAAGAGACUAAGAAACUAGAACCUGUCGUUGAAGAAAGGCCGAUUUUCCAAUGUCGUAAUUGUGGAAUGACUGAACAAUACGAUUGUUUUGGGAAUCGUGUGCCAUUUAAUCGUAAUGUGAAAACUAUAGCCGAUGUUUACAUAGCAAGAGAUCCAUUUUCUCCUCGUAGCCAGAGACAGUAUUUAAUUUUAGGGUCUGUAUGUUCAAUGUGUGAUAAAGAUGUAUGUUUAAAACCCGAAUGUAGUAUAUUUUAUUCGAAAUACUUUUGUUCUAAUUGUGCUCGAACACAUAUUAAAAAUUUCCCAACAAAAAUUCAAGAAAAAAUUAAAACAGCUAAUCGCAUUUAGUUUAUUUAUACGGUGACACUGUUUUUCUACACUGACU